CAUAGAAUUAGUUGUAAAUUGAAAAUAAACUGAAAUAUUUUUCGAAAACUUACGCACCAAUUAAAUCCGAAACGAAAUGCCAUUUAUUUGGGAUGAUAAUGAAUACCAAUUUAUUGAUGAUGAAGAUGAAUACGAUAAACAUCGAUUUGUAAUCGUUAGGAAGUUAUUCAUUUCCUUAAAAAAUGAAGAUUCGCAGGAAAAUCAUCAAUUUAAUGAGGCGCUGAUUGAGAGGUGCUUUCGAAAAUUUGGCGAAAUUGAAUCGAUUGAAAUAUUGGCCAGUGAAAAUCGCGAAGCAUAUAUUACAUUUGUAAGUGAUCGGUGUGCAUAUUUGGCAGUGGCACAUAAUUCAUGUCAAAGUGGUCGGCUCAGAAAACAAUUUAAAAUACAGCCAGCAGAUACUUGGACACAACCAAAACAAGAAAGCGAUAAUAUUGAUGACUCAAUCGAGGAUUUGGAAGAAUGUGAUGUAGCAUUCUUCACAUUGAACGAAGAUUGUAUAUUGGAGAUUUUUAAGCACUUAGAUUUUGAAUCGUUAAUAAAUGUAUCGGAGGUGUGCAAAUUAUUCAACCGCUUACUACAUCAACAUAUAUUUCCACACUUUACCUCAUUUGCAAUUGAAAAUAGCACAAAAGAUAUACAAAUGCCUUUGGCCAAAGUACGCCGAUCACUGAUAUGUAUUGGCCCCUACAUCACUGAAUUAAAGUUCAGAUGGCACGAUUAUGAUCACAAUAAUCGAUUACAGCGUUUUUUAGAAAAAUUGGGUCAAUAUGUUGGAAAAAAUAUUCGGCGAAUAAGAUUUUGGGAUGUUCUUCUGUAUGAAGAGCAUAUUCCAGCAAUUAAGUCAAUUUUUAGUAUUGUGGACACACUAGAAAUAACUGUUUACAAUCCAGCCUAUGAUUUAGAUUUAGAUUUUCAGGAAUUGUGUCCAAAUUUGAGAAAGUUAAAGUUAUUGGAAAAUAUGCAAUUGAUCCGAUGCUGUAAACCAUGGCCAAAAUUGGAAUACCUAUCAAACGUGGGAAAUGAAUAUAUGGUACUAAAUACUUUUCGUUCAUUCUUGGCACAAAAUCCGCAAUUAAGAUGUUUGAAAUUCACAGCAUAUCAUGCUGAUGAACGUUUGCAAGCUGUUGCACAGCUUAUUCCAGGCGUACAGAAGCUAACAAUUCUACCAUCAUUUCCCAAUCUAACUGCUUCGAAUAUUGUUUACCUAAGUAGUCUUGAACAUUUGACAAAACUUAAUCUAAUGUACUUGGAUGAGGCUGAUUUAAAUGGUAUUCUUCAAUGUUUAAUACGGUUUAAGAGCCUACGCGUGUUGAAACUUCAUUUGUUAUACGAUGGUGGCGAAGAAGAUUUACACUAUGAACCAAAUCAACAAAACCUUAUUGCUAUUGCACAAGAGCUACCAAAUUUGGAAAUGUUUUGCACCCGAUACAUAAAAUGGAAAGAGUCAACAGUGAAAGACUUUCUAAAGUUUACCAGUCGAUUAAAAGCCUUGCACAUACAUUGGUCCGAUUUAAAAAUCACCAACUCAAUGAUUUGGGAAAUUUUCAAGGUUUUGCAAGCAAACCGCCAACCUCUUAAUGGAAUAAUACCACUGGAACUUUUCGUGAAUGCAACUGAUAUCACUGGAAUUCAAACAAUCAGAGAUCAUGACAUACUACGGUUUUUAAAUCUUAACACAAAAUGCAGCCACAUUGGAAAUUCUGCUGAAUCGAUAUUUUAAAAAACAAUUAAAACAUAUAAUAGGACUAUUUGAUAACAAUUUGCUUUUU
Contarinia nasturtii (swede midge) is the source of this 1769-nucleotide messenger RNA. RefSeq lists its product as uncharacterized. Lineage: Eukaryota; Metazoa; Arthropoda; Insecta; Diptera; Cecidomyiidae. The coding region runs from base 77 to 1720 and encodes 547 amino acids. The transcript is spliced from 2 exons. Gene Ontology annotation, molecular function: protein binding; nucleic acid binding. The record is from RefSeq and is a predicted model, not a curated record.